CACACAUACACACACACACACACACACACACACACACUCUCUCUCUCUCUCUCUCUCUCUCUCUCUCUCUCUCUCUCUCUCUGUCACACACACACACACAGAGACAGACACAGACAGAGAGAGGGAUCUGAGCGGAUCUCCCGUGACGCCGGUGCGCGGGAUGCGCUCGUGAGGAUGAUGGGACACUUCACCCCGGUCUCGUGAGGUGUGAGCUCUCGGCUGUUUUUCUGCUCAAGGCCCCAUGGAGCCUGACGUGAUACGCAUGUACUCCUCCUCUCCGCCCCCGAUGGAGGACGGCAUCGAGGACGAGGACGACGAAUUCAGCGACUUCACCGGCGUCCCGAACAGCACCAGCUUCUCUGAGUUCGACACGCCCACCACGUUCAACCAAUCUCAGGCUUUGAACGCCACUUCGCCGCCAGAGCUGCUGAGCAACGGAAGGAUCGUGGGACUGUCCGCGCAGCCCGCGGUGUCUGCGAAAGCUAACGGCGUGACGCCUGGCUCCGGCCAGACCGCGACGCCCAACGGCAGAGCGGUUAGCGUAGAGGAACUCAAAAAGUUCAACGAGCAUCAAUCUCACAUCGCGUCCCUGGAGUUGGCAACGGGGUCUCGGACUGACGGCGUUGACUGCAAUGGCACAGUCGAAGGGCUCACGAACGGGUUUGCGACGUUAGACCAAGGUGGAAGCCCGUCUACGCCACACAAAACCAACGAAUUCGAUGUCAGUCCUGACGAUUUUGCAGACUUCUCUGCCUUUUCUAAUGCUGAACACACCCAGCCUUCGGAGGCGGACUGGGAACAUUCGAAUCAAGGGUGCUUAGCGCCGCAGAAUGACGCUAGCGACAAUGUUGAGGAGCGAGGAGCUAGUUUAGAAGACGAUAGCAGGGACUCAAGAAAUACGGGGUUCGGAUUCGUUACGGAAAACUCUGAAAGUCUCAGCAACGGUGACUGGGGUUUCCACGAAGAGUCGGAUUUGGAUCGAAGGGAGCUGGAGGCUGAUACCACUGACGUCGUUAGCGCAGUGCAUCCGCUAACCCUUAACGGUGACGCUUUUAGUGAAACCGACGAGAACAGGGUGUCGCCCGACUCUACCGGGGAUAAGUCUAGUGCCGAACAAUCAGAUGAGAAGGGCUCCGAGAACGAGACUUUGGAGACGGAGACGGAAACAGAGACGUCUUUUGGUCGGCCGCUGUCGACCGACGCUCUCGAAGAGUUCGGCGACUUCAGCACGACGGGAUCCGUGCCCUCGCCUCCGCUUCAGGAGGAGACGGCCACUCCGGCCGACCACAGCCAGCUGGCCGAGGAUGACGACGACGAGGAUUUCGGAGAUUUCGGUGACUUCGGAGACGCCACCUCGUUUAGCGCGACUGGAUUUGCUGAUUUCGACCAGCAGGGCGUCUCUCAGCCCGAGUCGGACCCGAGUCCCCCGGCGGAGGUCGAACAGGAUGACUUCGGCGAUUUUGACGCAUCAAAAGAGCCUAGUAAAUCAGACUUGGCGGGCGAAGAGGGGACGACGUUUGCGGACUUCCCAGGAAGUGACAGUUUCGCGGAUUUUAGCUCUGCGCAAGUAGGCGAUAACGAAGGGUGGCAGGCGUUCUCUGAGCCGGGUCAGAGCCAGAGUGGAGGGGAAUCGUGGGCAGCGUUUGGGCAGGAACAGAAUGCAGCGGCUGCAGAAAAAGACAGAGAUGACUGGCAGGAAAGCCAGCCGGUUACGGCGCCCCCUGCUGCUGUGGAGGAGGAGGAGCACAAAAGUUGUACAAUGUCUGCUCUGGUCAGCCGCUUGGAGAAGAUUUUCCAGGCCAGUUUCGAGCUGGUUGUGGCCCCUCAGGUAGAUGAAGAGGUGACCGCGCUCACCAGCUUCCUCAGAGCUCCUGACACAUCACAGCAGGACGCCGCUGACCGAGGGCCGGCCGAUGGGGCGCUCCGGGACGUUUGGCAGCAGCUGCAGGAUGUUAAUAACGCCUACGGCCUCCGGUACCAAUGGGGCGGCUCUCAUACUAAUAAAGUGCUGCUCUGCUCGCUUGGCAUCGACACCAGAAACAUACUGUUCACGGGCCAUAAAAAGCAGCCUGUAAUUGUGCCAAUGUACGCUGCCAGUCUGGGGAUGCUGGAACCCACGAAAGAGCCGGUGAAGCCCGUCUCUGCCGCUGAAAUGAUCGCCUCAAUAGCACAAUCUCCUUCAGUCGCCACGGAGCUGAACACCUGUCCACCUGACACCGCCCAGGAGUCUCUUCCUCCCGUUCAGUUUGACUGGAGCAGCAGUGGCCUUACAAACCCUCUGGACGCGAGUGGAGGCUCCUCUCUGCUCAACCUCGAUUUUUUCGGCCCAGUGGACGAGUCGCCCUCCAGCACGGCCACCUCCAUACCAGGCGUGGACCCGGAGCUGUACGAGCUGACCCAGGCCAAGCUGGAUGUCGGCGGCGGCGGCAGCAGAGUCGUGGAUGCGUUCGCUCGCCUCAUGUCGACCGUCGAGAAGACCAGCACCUCCGCCAGAAAGCCUGUGCAGAAGGAGGAGAAUCUGAGCGCCGAGGCCCGGCGGGUGAUCUCAGGUCUGCCGGAUCUGUCGUUCAUGCAGGCUAAAGUCCUGAUGUUCCCCUCCACGCUGACCCCCCUGCUCCCCUCCUCCUCGCCCGACUGACGCGCCGGGUCACCUCUCUUUCUCUGUGUAUCGCUCUCCAGCUUUCACGAAACGGACCGUUCUGAUUUUAAUUUCAUCCUCUCGGUUACCAAGCUCCUGUUCGUAACGUUCCCGGGGCGUUUUUUAAGUUCAAAAGCACCGUCUGCGUAGGGACGAGGGGACGAGAAGAUCGCUGUGGAGGACGAAAGACUAGAUCAUUUUAUUUGUAGAACGUGAGUAGGAAAAGAGUUUGUGUUUAUAUUAGAGCCAAUCUGUAUAUAAUCAGGGAUGAUUUCCUUUCGAGUAUCCUUCACGGUUAAGUUAGUGUGUAUGAGAGCGAGAGAAAGAGGCACUUUCUUAUUUUCAGGUCGUUUGUUUUUAUGAAACACUGGCUUAAAAGUCCUUCAGUGGCACAAAUGAUGACGUGAAUGAUCUGAUUUGUAUUUAGAUAUAUAAAUGCGUAGUUAUAUCGACUUGAAACCAAACCGCCUGCAAAAUUUCCUUUCGAUUUACUUUUUUUUUUGCGUAACAAAGGCCUUAGUUUUUAACCGUUCUGGCUAUUACGUUACAAUCAAUAUUGUUAUUACUUGUAGGUUUUAGGUUCUUUGAUUUCGCGCGGGCUUCAGCGGACGCUUUCUCCUUUUGUUGUGCUGAUAGUUUAACCCUUGGCUUUCCACACGGACCGUCUAUAGACCGAGUCCAGCAACAGCUAUAGAAACCACGCCUCUGCGUUUAGCUGCUCGUGUCUUUCGGUUGUUUAUUAUUAUUAUUGUUAUUUUAUUUUAUUUUUUAAUGUAAGUUGAAACCACUGGCUUUGGACUAUAACGUAGUGAAGGAAUUGUUAAAUGAAUGAUCAACUUGAAUAAAUAUAAAUAUAUAUAUACACACAUACACACACAUAUACAUAUAUAUAUAUAUAUAUAUAUAUAUAUAUAUAUAUAUAUAUAUAUAUAUAUAUAUAUAUAUAUAUAUAUAUAUAUAUAUAUAUAUAUAUAGGUGUAUUGAGAAUAAGGGACCAAUAUCUGCUGUAUGGUUUUGCUCAUUUCCCUGUUUUCAUCGUGUUUUGGUCAUUCUGUAUCUGUGUUUUAUUUACGAUAAUUAAGCGACUCUUUCGGAGGACGUCUGCCGUCACUGCGGUCCUGUACGCCAGAAGUGCAUGAUGGGAAAUGUUUGCCAGAAACGGGUUUUCCUCAUCUUUUGGUUCUUAUUUUUUUUUUUUCUUCAGUAGUGUCACUGUUUAUUCUGUCUCCUGGAGGAUUUUGCACAUUGUAAAGAUAUACAGAAGAACUGCUUACAUAGUUAACUGUGGCUUCGGACUGUGUACAGUCAAACUAUGGAUCAUGUAAAAAUUGUUAUGGGAAAAUUCCUAUGGAAAACUCAUACAGAUGAAUGAUAUCUAAAGAGCCUGUACCGAGGUCAAUCGUGCAUGCCUGGGUUCUUUGAGGAAAAAAAAUAAACAAACAAACAAGUGUGUAAAUUUUCUUUAAGUGUACACAAGAAAUUAAAAUAAUUUAAGAGAAAA
This is a messenger RNA of Puntigrus tetrazona (Sumatra barb), 4139 nucleotides long. RefSeq names its product aftiphilin a (gene aftpha). Lineage: Eukaryota; Metazoa; Chordata; Actinopteri; Cypriniformes; Cyprinidae. Gene Ontology annotation, cellular component: trans-Golgi network membrane; AP-1 adaptor complex. Bases 242 to 2638 code for a protein of 798 amino acids. The record is from RefSeq and is a predicted model, not a curated record. Gene Ontology annotation, biological process: intracellular transport. Gene Ontology annotation, molecular function: clathrin binding. The transcript has 10 exons.